GUUAGCAAACAAACUGCCACCUGUAGUGUUGCUUGAACAGGUAUAAAGACAAGGUUGGUGAUUUACUGCCACCUAUAUUUAUUGAAUGUUUGCUCAAGAGUACAAUUCAUUGGUUGAUCACUCCUCGUGUGAUCCUUCCUUAAACCAUAGGAUGUCCCACUCAGUUGACUACCUCAAAAUGGUGAAAGUCCUCAAUGGCUCUGCCCAUGCAAAAACAAUGGCUUUUGGGCACUAGCAUCCUCUUUCUAUGUCUAUGGUUAGUAUCAUUAGCCAGAGGAACAACAGUACUGCAUAUAACAGUUAUCAAUAAACCUUGACAUUUGAAAAAGCCCAACCCUCAGUCUUAGAAGGAACUGAAAUGAGUAGCCUGUCAUCCAAAGGCAGCGUCUGACUUGUGUACACAGUAAUCAUGACUCAAAUGUGUGUUUCUGGUGUGUAUCAGGUUUCAAAACUAACGAAGGACUCGGUAUCUUGCUUUUUUCUUUUGCAUUGAUUGACCAUUCCAGUAGCAUCAAAGUGGAGGAAAUGUAUUUACUCUGAGCUGAGAAAACAUUUAUACUCUACAGACAGCAGCACAAGGAAAGGAAAACAUUUUCUUCAGUGAAGAAUGAGCGAAAGUUUCAAGGAAGGCCCUGACAUUCAGGGAACACAGUUCAGGGGUCCUUCUCUGUCCCAGCAGAGGAGGGUCAUCCAUUUCUCCAGCGGUGAGACUCUAGAGGAAGAUAACAGUGAGGAAGAGGAGGAUACAUCACAUGAGCAGGUGUUUAGGGAGCCUGAAGACAUGCUUAAACUUCCGUGGAGAGCAUAUACUUGGUCUCUGGGCAGGAAGUCAUUGCGCACUUGUGAUUUUCUUGGGGAAAAACUGGCUGGUCUACUUGGCCUUAACACUGCCAAAUACCAGUAUGCUGUAGACGAAUAUCAACGUUCCAUUAAGACCACAGCCAGUAAAGAAACGGAAUGCUCUUAUGAGGAAGGAACAGAGAGAAUUCACCUUUCUUCAAGGAUGAGCAGUGAAUAUGGGGCCACAAGCUCCCACAGACCCCCUGCUGGUUCUCAAGCCUCCCAGAACAUUGAGCACAGAACUACAGGAUCCCACAACAAGGGCUAUCAAAAUGAUAAUGAGCACUGAGAAAGAACUAGCUAUUAUGAAUUAAACAUAUUAACAUGUGUUAAGAAAGCUAAUAUUCAUGUUGAUGAUUGUAUUUUUUGCUGUUCCUCUCGCUAUGGUUUCUACCAAACCAGGGUUCAAAUACAUGUAUAUUUGAUAUUUAAAA
Oncorhynchus tshawytscha (Chinook salmon) is the source of this 1274-nucleotide messenger RNA. Its product is annotated as protein FAM177A1. The coding region runs from base 608 to 1129 and encodes 173 amino acids. Lineage: Eukaryota; Metazoa; Chordata; Actinopteri; Salmoniformes; Salmonidae. The transcript is spliced from 5 exons. The record is from RefSeq and is a predicted model, not a curated record.